This is a messenger RNA of Lactuca sativa (garden lettuce), 2026 nucleotides long. RefSeq lists its product as uncharacterized. Gene Ontology annotation, molecular function: DNA binding; histone binding. Gene Ontology annotation, cellular component: nucleolus. The record is from RefSeq and is a predicted model, not a curated record. Lineage: Eukaryota; Viridiplantae; Streptophyta; Magnoliopsida; Asterales; Asteraceae. Gene Ontology annotation, biological process: transcription by RNA polymerase I; nucleosome assembly.
UGAUGAAGGGAAGAAUUAAAAGAGGGCUUGAGGCCGUAAUCGAUCAUCAGAGUUAAAUCGAGAUUUGUGUUGGAACACCACCGAAUUGUAACCGUCAUCCGAUCGGUGUGCUUUCGUUUUCGUUUUGGGCGUUUCUUUUGAUCGAUCAAGUAUCAAGAACUGAGCAGAUUGAUUCAGAAGUCUCGAAAUUGCGAUUAUUAGGGUUCUGUUUGGCCUUAAACGCUUAUCCCUCUAGUAAAGCAUUGGCUCGAAGAACUUUGAAGAUUGAAGAUAUAGAAGUAUAAUGGGAGGAUAUGAUUUAGAUGAAUAUGAAGAUUACGAAGAUGAAGGUGAAUACCAGGAAGAUAAUGUUGGUGAAUAUGAAGAAGAAGAAGAAGAAGAGGAAGAGGAUCGAUUACCUACACAGGAAGAGAUGGAAUACCUUGAAUUGAGAGCAAAAUUAAAGGAAUCUAUAAGAAAGAAGAUGAAAAAAGAUUCAGGUUCUGGCCUUGCCAAUUUUCGGGAGAAAAAGAAUAAAAUGCCAUAUGACAACUUUGGAUCCUUUUUUGGUCCUUCACAACCAGUAAUUGCUCAAAGGGUAAUUCAAGAAAGCAAGUCAUUGUUGGAGAAUCCACAUUUGGCAGAAAGGGUUCCAAAAGCUAAGAAUAUCCUUCCACAACAAAACAAGGGUAGUUCUUCAGCUCCAACAGGAUCCAAACCUAGACCCAAUGAGGCUCCACGAAAAGUAGACACAUGGGCUAAACCCAAAGCAAAAAUCCAAAUGCUUAAAAACACUAGAGAUUACUCAUUUCUAUUAUCAGAUGAUGCUGAGCUUCCAAUUCCACCAAAAAACCCUCCAAAACCCUCUUCUGCUCCAAAACCUGAUGCACAUGUGUCACCAAGACCACCGGUCAACAACGGGGGUAGAAAAGUCAUAAAUGGCCGUGAAGAGAGGAGACCGGGCCCCACAUCUAACCAAACCCGAGUGAGACCACCACCACCCGGUCAACAACAAAGUCAAAGGCCUAGUGGAUCAAGUAAAAUGACAUCUUCGUCCCUAGAUUCUAGAAAACAACUCGGGAGUGGUCCCGGGCGGCCAUCAGGACAAAAACCCGCGAUGCCCUCCAAGAUGCCGCCAGUUGCCGCCAAGCAAAAGGUGAUUCCACCACCUGUUUCUAGAAGCAUACCCACUGGACACAAUCACAGACCUCAAACAUCAAACUCAAGACCACUGCCACCUGUCACCCAAAAGAAACCACUGGAUCAAAAAAGAGGAUUACAAUUACAAUCACAAUCACAAUCUCAACAAAGGAGGGAUGAUAGAGGGUAUGAAAAUAGAAGAGUUGAUGAUAGAGAUAGAGAUAGAGAUAGAGAUAGAGGGGGAUUAGGAUUACAAUCCAGUAAAGGAAAUGUUGUUAGAAAGCCGAUUUUGUCUUCUAAGCCUCAGAUGAAGCAACAACAACAGGCGAGGCUUUCGACUAGUGGACAACAAAGAGAACGGGCGCAGAAAAGACCAUCUCGCCCUUUUGAGGAUGAUGAUGAUGAUGAUACUGCGAAAGCCUUCAGUAUGAUGAGAAGCAUGCUCAAAUAUAAUCCCAAAAAUUACCAUGGUGAUGAUGAUGAUGAUAGCGACAUGGAGGCUGGUUUUGAUGACAUCAUGCGCGAGGAGAAACGGAGUGCUUGGAUUGCUAAGAAGGAAGACGAAGAAGAGCUUAAGAAAAUAGAAGAAGAAGAAAGGCGGGAACGAAUGAGAAAGAAAAGAAAGCAAAGUCAACGAUAAGAAUGUGUUAGUUUGUGUGUGUGUGUGUGUUAGAGAUGUGGGUCCCAGUUGUGAGUUGUUGUGACAACCAUGAUUUUGGCAUAUUUUUGCCAAAAAGUUUUUCUUAAAGUUAGUUAAGAUGAUGAUGUUAUGGGUUAGAGAAGGUUCAUACAAUUGUGAUGCUCGUGAUGUUUAUUGGGGUUUUUUUUUAUUACAUUUUCACAAUGGUAAUUUCUUUUUUUUUUUGGAAGAAAGUUAUAAUAUAUUUCUUUGGAUUUUGAAUCUUUA